Messenger RNA from Trichechus manatus latirostris (Florida manatee), 339 nucleotides. RefSeq names its product guanylate cyclase activator 2B (gene GUCA2B). Gene Ontology annotation, molecular function: guanylate cyclase activator activity. Gene Ontology annotation, cellular component: extracellular region. Lineage: Eukaryota; Metazoa; Chordata; Mammalia; Sirenia; Trichechidae. The transcript is spliced from 3 exons. The record is from RefSeq and is a predicted model, not a curated record. Bases 1 to 339 code for a protein of 112 amino acids.
AUGGGCGGCAGGACAGCGUCAGACCUCCUGAUGGGGGUGGCUGUGGUCCUUCUGGUGCUGCUGCAGGGCACACAGUCAGUCUACAUCCAGUACCAAGGCUUCCAGGUCCAGCUGGAAUCAGUGAAGAAGCUGAGUGACCUGGAGAAGCAGCAGAUGCUCAGCCCCCAGCUGGGGGCCCAGAGCCUCCUGCCCUCUGUGUGCCAACACACGGACCUGCCCCUGGACCUCCAGCCCAUCUGCACCUCCAAGGAAGCUGCCAGCAUUUUUAGGGACUUGAGGAUUAUCGCUGGUGACGACUGUGAGCUGUGUGUGAACGUGGCCUGUACCGGCUGCCUCUGA